Molecule: messenger RNA, 569 nt
Organism: Mesorhabditis spiculigera
Lineage: Eukaryota; Metazoa; Nematoda; Chromadorea; Rhabditida; Rhabditidae
Source: the annotation of a GenBank genome assembly
CAGCCAGUGACUCCGGAAACCUGGUGAUGAGCAUGCAAAACGGAAAAUGGAACACGGCCGCCUGGAAAGACAAGUACCCGACUAUGUGCAUUGGGAAAAAAUCGAAUGGUCCUCAAGUGGCCCCUUGCGAAACCGAGUGGAUGUAUGCAACAGCGACGAAAAGCUGCUACAAGCUCGUCUACAACAUCGACUUUGCAAAUGCAGAAGAGCAGUGCCGGGCCCUCGGCGCUACCAUAUCGUCUGUGACUUCCAAUGAGGAAAAUGACGUCAUCAUUGAUUUCGCGAAGACUGGUUACCCAGGCGAUACUAUAUUUAGCGCCAUGAUCGGUGCUAAGCGGAUCGGUCCCAAUGCAACGGACUUCGCAUGGCUUGACGGAAGCCCGUUCACCUUUUAUCCGUGGGCAAACGGUGAGCCCAACAAUGUCGGCGGCCGGGAAAAUUGCAUCAUGAUCUGGACCGAUGAGAUUGUCGGCAAGAACACACCAUAUAGACCCUAUCUGCACAUGUGGAACGAUGUCGACUGUGAUGCUCACCGUCGUGUCGCUGUUUGCAAGAAAGCGGCACUUUAU